Messenger RNA from Odontomachus brunneus, 10768 nucleotides. Its product is annotated as voltage-dependent T-type calcium channel subunit alpha-1G-like. Lineage: Eukaryota; Metazoa; Arthropoda; Insecta; Hymenoptera; Formicidae. The record is from RefSeq and is a predicted model, not a curated record. Bases 2279 to 9763 code for a protein of 2494 amino acids. The transcript is spliced from 34 exons. Gene Ontology annotation, molecular function: voltage-gated sodium channel activity; low voltage-gated calcium channel activity. Gene Ontology annotation, biological process: calcium ion transmembrane transport; calcium ion import; neuronal action potential. Gene Ontology annotation, cellular component: plasma membrane; voltage-gated sodium channel complex; voltage-gated calcium channel complex.
UUCUUCUCUUUAUACGUAUAAAUACACGUCAAAAUAACACUUUCACAUAUUCAUUUAGUUUGUCAUAAAAAAUUGUGGAAAAACAAGCACGAUUUUCAAGCAAUUUGACCCUCCAGUCAAAUACAGUUCCUUUAAUAUAUCAAGUUAUAACCUUUUAUAACGUACAAUGUGCACAAACCGACAUAAUUAGACGUCAAUAUUGACUAAGCAUGUGAUUGUUAAAGUUUUUCGACCACAUAUAUUGUAUGUUGUCGAUGAAACAAAUCAUCUUCACGUUGAGCUAGGAACUUCUUCCGCACGUGGCGCACUCACCAGACAUAGCUUCUUCCGAUCACCUAUUUCAGGCGAUGCGGCAUCACUUGAUUGAUACUCACUUCAGAACAGAAGAAAUCCGAAAAAGCAUCGAUAACUUUAUCGCUUCGAAGCAUCUGGGAAUUCGCAAGCUGCCCGAAAGAUGACGGAAAGUCAUCGAUAAUAACGAGGAACAUUUCGAUGAUUGAGCUCUUUUUGUUUAUUUUCAAAUAAAAAUUAAGUUUUGUCAGAAAAGCUAAGAAUUAACUUUCUGCUAUUAUUAACAGUUGAGAUAUCCCAGAUAACACAAAGAAUUCAAAAAGAAUUUAGUCUCAUUAAUUCUGAGCUUUUUAGAUGCAAACAGAAUUCUUUUCACAGAAUUGAACUCUGAAGAAUUUCAGAUUUGGUUUUCGGGUUUGAGCCGCGUGGAUUCUUCUUUGUCUAAUUCCGACGUUAAAGGAUUCUUUUUGCAUCUGAAAAUGAACUCAAAAUUGGUAAUCUACGACUAAAUUAUUUUUUAAAUUCUCUGUGCUAUUUGAGACGUCAUACAAGUUUAUUCACUCACUAUAAAGAAUUAACAAAACAUUUCGGUAUACUCAAAAAUUUAUUGAAACCCUCCAAAGCUCCUAAAGCAAUUUUUGCUAUUUUCUAAUUAUAAAGUGUUAUUUAGAUUUUAAUAAAACUUAGAAUAUAUAUGAACUUAUGUUCUAAAAAGGAAUAUUUUGUAAUUUUAUUUCCACUGUUCUUCUUGUGAUAAAUAUAUAAAUAAAAUGCAUGGCUAACAUAAGCUUUAGGCUAAUAAAAUCAGAGAAAACAAUAUUUGUAUACUAUAUCUUUAUACUCGCUGUAUACUUCGUUGAGUAAAACAGUCACGAUUUAUAGGUUGUUUGAAAAUUCCAGGCACGGCCGUGGUAUGCAAGUAGAACAGGUCAAACUGAACAAAGAAGUUAUGUACCAUUUUGAAAUAACAGAAUUAACUCUUUAUUUUAUACAUUUCAAUAGCUUAACAUUAAAUUACUUAAUAGCUUAACGUUAAAUUAAUUAAUAGCUUAAUGUUAAAUGACUUUUAUACAGUUAGGAAAUUAUAAAUCAUAAAAAACUUUUAUGAAAAUAAAUUGCACAAAGAAAAAAUGCAAAUAUUAAUCUGCAAAUAUAUUUUAUUUACACUAUAGAUAUGUAAUUAUCUUCGUUGAAAUGAGAAGCAUGUUAUAGAAAAUAUUGUAAAAAUCACAAAAUUAAAAACAGUAUGUAUUGUUCAUCGAAUCACUGCAAAUUCAAGUUUACGACAUAUCUGUCGUGCCAAGGAAAAAAGUAGUUAAGUCACAUUUUUAAGAAAAAUAAGUUUUUUAUACUAAUAGAUUCGUGACAAAGAACUACGUCUAACUAUAUUUACAAAAACUAAAAAUUAUUAUUAUUUAUUAAAAUAAAAACGGGUUAACUUUAGGUAAAAUUUGAAAUAUGACAAAAUAGUCAGAAAAGAAGUCGUAAUUGACAAAAAAAUUAUACGAUACGUCCAAUAUGUCACAAAAAUACACGUGAAAAAGACCACAACAUCCAUUAAUGCUUUCUUCUCUGGCAAAAGCAUUGGUAAAGCAUAAUCCUUAUUACAAAAGAAAAGUCUUUCGUAGUUACGGUUUUCUUAUGUUGUAAACUAUCAAGUCACUUUGCGACUUUUUUUCUCUUGUAUUUUCAAAAAGCAAGAACCUUAAGUGCGUUUUUGAGUGGUACAUAUUUAAAAAGUUAAUUUUUUAUUGCAGAAUAAAAAAGCGUACCCGAUUUACCCAAUACAUGCUUUUAUAUUCAUUUACUUUUUCACUACGCUUAUUCUCUAAGCAAACAGUUUUCGUCAAUUUUCUCAGUUUGAAGGCAAAUGUAGUUAACCACUUUUAUUAUCUGUCCACGAUCUCUCGUCGUUCAUUCGUGAAAGAAAAACACUCAGUUAUCGAUUUUUCCUUAACAAAUACUCACGUGGUUCGAAAGAGUGAGCAUGAUGGUGAUACUUCUGAACUGCAUCACGCUCGGGAUGUACCAGCCGUGCGUGGACGAUCAGUGUGUAACCAAUCGAUGUAAGAUACUGCAGAUGUUCGAUGAUAUAAUUUUUGCCUUCUUCUCGCUGGAGAUGACCGUCAAAAUGGUGGCGAUGGGGAUUUACGGUAAAGGAACCUAUCUCGCGGACUCCUGGAAUAGAUUAGACUUCUUUAUAGUGCUAGCUGGCGCUUUGGAAUACUGCCUAAACGUGGAAAAUAUGAAUCUGUCAGCUAUACGGACGAUAAGGGUUUUGAGGCCGUUACGAGCGAUUAAUCGAAUACCAAGUAUGAGGAUAUUGGUGAUGCUGCUGUUGGACACUCUCCCUAUGCUGGGCAAUGUCUUGUUGCUGUGCUUCUUCGUCUUCUUCAUCUUCGGCAUCGUCGGCGUGCAGCUCUGGGAAGGUAUACUACGACAACGUUGCUUCCUGAAGGCGUUGCCCAACGUCAAGUAUCCCGAGUUACUCGCGGAGGAAUACUCGAUUCGAUCACGCAUUUACGAUCUGGAGAAGUAUUUCGAGUAUCAGGGUCAGGAUUACAUUUGCUCGCGUCCGGACGACAGCGGGAUGCAUUCCUGCAGUAAUCUGCCUCCGCUCAAACUCGGGGACUUGGUGUGCAACAGCACCGCUCUGCCGAACAAUAACACCACGUUCAUCAACAAUUAUACCUGCGUUAAUUGGAACUACUACUACACGGAGUGCAAGGGGCAAGGCAACAAUCCAUUCCAAGGAACGAUUUCAUUCGAUAACAUCGGUCUCGCCUGGGUCGCUAUAUUUCUUGUAAUUAGUCUGGAAGGAUGGACGGACAUAAUGUAUUACGUGCAGGACGCCCACUCCUUCUGGGACUGGAUAUACUUCGUUCUCCUGAUAGUUAUCGGCUCGUUCUUCAUGAUCAACCUUUGCUUGGUCGUAAUCGCGACGCAGUUCUCGGAGACGAAGAAGAGGGAGAUGGAGAGAAUGCGGCAAGAACGCGCGCGCUACCAUUCAACCUCGACGCUCGCGUCGUCCACGAAUACCUCAGAGCCUACUACUUGUUACGCCGAAAUCGUCAAAUACAUCGCUCACCUCUGGCGACGGGGUAAACGAAGACUGAUGAAGAGGUAUCGACUGUAUCUGUACAAGAAGCAGCAGAUGCGGGAGCAGAAUCUGCUCAAAGAACAGAAUCAAGCGUUCCGCUCGAAUGCUGCUGGCGGACCGAAUCGAGUGGCGGGUGAUGGAAGAUUGCAUCACGGAAGGUGUCCGCGGCUCCUCGCCGCGCUGGAGUACACGGAACAGCAGCAGCAGCAGCAACAGCAACAGCAGCAAUUGCAGGUGGCCAUCAAUGGUAAUGACGGAUCGAUGAUCAUCGAUUCCCCCACGAUCGCAUCUCCGUUACAGGCGGUCGCCGCGACCGCUCCUAUGAGCGCCGGCAACAGCGGCAGCGGGAAUUUGGGCAUCGCGCCCCGCGCCAGUCCUGAGAUCUCCGAGGCCGACACUUCGGCGAACGCCUGCCACAGACUCAGUGUGCAUCGCGCCUCUUCGGUCUCCUGCAACGGUAACGACAACGUCAUGGGAACCGCAGCUGAGACGAACAGCACGUUGUUGAGUCCGCCAUGUACGCAUUAUCGGAGAAGAAGCAGCGUAAUGUUUAGCGACGUGGUAUUGCUCCAUGGCAGCAAUAAUGUCGGGAAUGCGUUGCAGCCGGGGACGACGGUGACGUCGGGCGAACGUAAUGUCUGCUCGAGCGAGAAGAUGACGCAGACGGGCGAUGGUAACGUUUGGUCCAGUCCGCUGCCGGACCACGUACAGAUGCAAGCCGAGUUGGGUGUCAACGAGGCUAUGACGUGUCAGGAGUUGCUGGCUCUCAGCGGUGCUCUCAGUGCUGCCUUGCCAACCGGUCAGCUGGCGCUCGAUUCGUUUCUGAACUCUCUCACAAAAGGUAUCACAGAUCGCCGCAUAAUGCUGGAGGAUCGCACGCAGUGGCUCACAUCCGACGUUGACAACUGUUCCUGUUGCUGUGAGCAACAGAACGGCGAUCAGUGGCCGGAGGACGCCGAAAAGUGGCAGAAAUCGUCGCGCGCGAGAAGAUUUCUGAGAGCCAUUGGCAACUGCUGCAUCUGCACGCUGCGCUGCGUGAGACGAUGGAUCAAGAAGCUCGUGGAGCACAAGUACUUCCAGCAGGGUAUUCUACUGGCGAUCCUCAUUAACACCUUGAGCAUGGGAAUCGAGUAUCACAAUCAGCCGGAACAACUGACGGUCGCUGUCGAAAUAAGCAACAUCGUAUUCUCGGCAAUCUUCGCGGUGGAGAUGUUGCUUAAGAUAAUAGCGGAAGGCCCGUUCGGUUACAUCAGCAACGGCUUCAACGUCUUCGACGGUAUCGUCGUCGUUCUAAGCGUCGUCGAGCUCUGUCAGGCGUUCGUGGAGGAGCGCGGCGGCAGUUCCGGUCUGAGCGUGCUGCGCACCUUCCGUCUGCUCAGGAUCCUGAAGCUGGUGCGCUUCCUGCCGAAUCUGCGACGGCAGCUCUUCGUGAUGCUGCGCACCAUGGAUAACGUUGCCGUAUUCUUUUCUCUUUUAGUACUUUUCAUCUUUAUAUUCAGCAUCCUAGGGAUGUACCUGUUCGGGGGUAAGUUUUGCAUGUGGACGGACCGGAGUCGGCCCUGCACCUGUACCGAGGUGGUCUCACGGCACCCAAUGUGUCGCUGUGAUCGCAAACAUUUCAACGACAUCGUCUGGGCACUAGUCACUGUCUUUCAGAUCCUCACGCAGGAAGAUUGGAACGUCGUCCUCUUCAACGGUAUGCAGAAAACCUCGCACUGGGCUGCACUCUACUUCGUGGCGUUGAUGACUUUCGGCAAUUAUGUUCUCUUCAAUCUUCUAGUUGCCAUUCUCGUUGAAGGUUUCUCGUCAGAGAGAAACGAAAGGAGAGAACGAGAACAGAGAGAAAUGGAAAAAAGGCUCGCCGCGAAAGAGGCCGGGAUGGGCAGCGAGGACGGAUCAUCGAGGGUGUCAAGAUCGCAUUCAAUCUCUGACAGCGAUACGUACACCCAGGACAGAAAGAAUUCGUGCCAAAGCGCGGAAGAGCUGAGAAAGUACAAAGACAACAGAGAGAAACAGAACAGGGUGUGGAAGCAACCGAUCGAUGAGCCCAAAUGUAACAUCCAGAAGGAGAGCAAGAUGAUGGGCGUGUCGGGGCAGCCGCCGAUAAUCACUCACACGGCGGCCACCCCUCAAGACUCCCCGAACACCACGUUGGAUGUCGGCUACAGAGAUCUCAAUUACCGGGCAGUUUAUCCCGUAACUGCUCUUUCAAUUGAGUCCAUCGAUCGAUCUGGUAGUCAGUGCAGCAUACCCUCAGGGUUGUUGAAGCUACCCGAUGUGUCCCAUAAAAUACCGGCGAAUAACUUAAUAGCUAGCCAAUUCCCGAGACGGAUAAGCCUCGUCACGGCCGUUGUUAAUCCCCAGACGAGGGACUCGAGCUCCAGUCCACCGAGAAUACAGAGAGGAUACUCGUGGCGCUUGUCACGGCCAUCUCUGAGGAGAAAACGAUGGUCGCAAGGUGACGAUGAGAACACCAGUCAUACUACCGUACUUAAUAACGGGCGUAGUACUCUCGUUGGAUCCAAUCCAACUUUUAACGGCGGUUACUUGCACGGUUCGAUAAGAAACGACACGCAACGCGACGCGCCCAACAAUCGAACUACCGUCCUGACAAGCAAUAAUCGUAGUCUGAGUCCUAAUAAUUCGCUCGAAAGCCAUGGUCAAUCGAUUCGUCGUUACACAGUUACGCCUAAUCAGAUAGGAUGGAUCGGCGAGCUCAGGGAUUCGCGCAGGAACUCGUUACGCGGAUACGAGAACGUUCGUGAGACAUCCACGAAGAAGACGCUGCCAUUGGACGAGAUGCUUGUUCUGUCCUCGACUCCCCGCACGAUCAACAAUCUCUCAAUGGAGACUGGUCCACUGCCGAGAAUAAAACGACUUUCUGAGCAAGAGGAAGAACAUUCGAGAACGGGCGAGCAGACACCGCCGUCGAACGGCCACGGGAGCGCGAGCAGCGUCGAGAGAAUCAAAAAGAUAUUCAUGUUCUUCGAGCCAAAAGGAUGCCUAAAGGAGCGCGACGAUUAUUCCCUGUAUCUAUUCCCACCUAACAAUAGGUUCCGUAUUUUCUGUCGAUGGUUCGUCGAUCAAAAGUGGUUCGACAAUGUAGUGUUGCUGUUCAUUGGAUUAAACUGCAUCACUUUGGCGAUGGAACGGCCAAACAUACCACCGGACAGUCGCGAGAGAGUUUUUCUAUCCACCGCGAAUUACAUUUUUACCGGCGUUUUUGCCAUCGAGAUGUUCGUUAAGGUUGUCGCGUCGGGAAUGUUGUACGGUUCAGACGCGUAUUUCACCUCGGGCUGGAAUAUCAUGGACGGAUCUCUCGUUAUCAUUUCCAUAAUCGACUUGUCGAUGUCGUUAUUGUCAUCCAGUAGCCCCAGAAUAUUUGGGAUAUUAAGAGUUUUUAGAUUGCUGAGGUCACUGAGACCCCUGCGAGUCAUCAAUCGCGCGCCUGGUUUAAAACUGGUCGUUCAGACUUUGUUGUCCUCAUUACGACCCAUCGGCAACAUCGUCCUGAUUUGUUGCACGUUCUUUGUAAUCUUCGGUAUCCUCGGAGUGCAACUCUUUAAGGGUGCUUUCUAUUAUUGCGAAGGUCCUGACAUUAAGAACGUACGCAAUAAGACGGACUGUCUGUCCGACCAUCGGAACGUAUGGCUGAAUAGAAAGUACAACUUCGACGAUCUCGGGAAAGCUCUCAUGUCGUUGUUCGUCUUGUCAUCGCGAGACGGUUGGGUGAACAUCAUGUACACCGGUUUGGACGCAGUUGGAGUCGAUCAGCAGCCUAUCGAAAAUUACUCCGAGUGGCGAUUGUUAUAUUUCAUCGCGUUCAUACUGCUGGUGGGUUUCUUCGUGUUGAAUAUGUUCGUCGGCGUGGUGGUGGAGAAUUUUCACAGGUGCCGCGAGGAACAAGAGAAAGAAGAGCGCGUACGUAGAGCCGCCAAGCGAGCGUUGCAGAUGGAGAAAAAGAGACGAAGUGAGUGGCCGCGGGCUCAGCUAGAGAUGCACGAACCACCGUAUUACACCAAUUACUCCAAAUCACGGCUAUUCGUUCACAACGUCGUGACGUCCAAGUACUUCGACCUGGCGAUCGCGGCUGUGAUCGGUCUCAAUGUCGUCACGAUGGCGAUGGAGUUUUACAUGAUGCCGAAGGCGCUCACCUACGCGCUGAAGAUAUUCAACUAUUUCUUCACAGCCGUCUUUAUUCUCGAGUCAUUUAUGAAACUUGUCGCUCUUGGUUUGCACCUUUAUCUGAAGGAUAAAUGGAAUCAAUUAGACGUGGGAAUAGUGAUACUAUCAGUGGUCGGCAUCGUACUGGAGGAAGUCGAAUCCAAAAUCAUUCCUAUUAAUCCUACGAUAAUUCGCGUAAUGCGAGUGUUGCGGAUAGCACGGGUAUUGAAGCUUUUGAAAAUGGCAAAGGGUAUACGCGCCCUUUUAGAUACGGUAAUGCAGGCGUUGCCGCAAGUCGGCAACCUCGGUCUAUUGUUUUUCUUGCUCUUCUUCAUUUUUGCUGCGCUAGGAGUGGAACUUUUUGGUCGACUAGAAUGCAGCGAUGACAUGCCUUGCCAAGGUCUUGGCGAGCACGCGCAUUUUAGUAACUUUGGCAUGGCCUUCUUGACGCUUUUCCGGGUCGCCACUGGCGACAACUGGAAUGGAAUCAUGAAGGACACGCUAAGGGACGUUUGCGACGACGCUGCAGACUGCGUCAAAAAUUGUUGCGUGAGCACCAUCAUCGCUCCGAUAUUUUUCGUCAUUUUUGUUCUGAUGGCGCAAUUUGUGCUGGUGAACGUCGUCGUCGCUGUGCUGAUGAAGCAUCUGGAGGAGAGUCACAAACAGAUGGAGGACGAGCUCGAUAUGGAGACGCAGUUGGAGAGAGAAUUGGCUGCGGAGCAGGAAGAGCUUCUGGAGGUGGAGGAGGAGGAUGAAGACGACAUAGGAAUGAAUGAUAGGUCGGAUGGUGACGAGGACGAAGACGAUGAAGACAGGGAGCGCGAAUCCAUAGUGGGAAACGAAAAAAUACCUGCCGCGAGACCAGGAUUGGCCAAAGUUCGUUCCUUGCCUGCGAACUUUAUUUAUAAUCCACCAAGAGAGAGAAACGUUGAUGACGCCUCAAUUUCCGUAUCCUUGGACGAAAAACGACGCAGUUCGUAUUACCGCUCGAAUUCAAGACCGUCCAAGUUUAAGUCGAAACGCCGGCAAACCUUCCAUUCGGGUCACCAUCAACGAAGAUCACUACUACCAAUGCAUUUUGAAGUCGCCGAGGUCUUUGAGAAACCAGUCAGCAAUUUGACCGUACCUCGAAUUAUUCCACAUCGCAAUUACGCUGCCGCUAGUCAAGACAUCAGUCACAUACAACGUCAAAAGCCGCAGGCAAGCACCGAGACGCGAGAGAACAAGUCUCUGUUAAGUGUAAGCAAGCCGCAGACCAGCUCCCUGUCAGUCACGCCGGCUGGUUCGAGCAGCACCCUCAGCGUACCGCCGAAACUAACCAGCGACCGUUUUCUCAUGCCAACCGCAGACAUCUACCCGUCCAAGGCGAUGAUGACUCGCCGGAUAUCCAGCGACACGCAAUCCCCGUCGCAGUCGGAUACGAGCGCCAGCGCGGCAGCCGGCAGCAGCACGCGAACGCCCAGCAUCGCGAAUGGCUACGCUGGCGGCAAACCUCGCCCGGAGGAGCAGCAGCAGCAAAAGCCGAAAGAAGAAAGACGCACGACGACGGCGCCGACGGCCACCAUGGACGAUCUCGACGUGCAGUCCAUCAUCAAUGAGAGAAGACCGUCCAGACUGAGGACGCACGGCGCCGUGGCGUCCACCGCCACCAGCUCCAGCGAUCAGUACAGCGCAGCCAUCCGCGGCGAAGGCUACGGGCACAUCUACGCCGCCGACGACAGGUCCGACGAGCUCUCGCCGUGCGGGAACGCGAGCGAAAACGGCACCGGCAGCGUCGCGGGUAGCCUCAGCGCGGCUGGCAGCAUCAGCUGCGGCAGCGGCAGCGGCAGCGGCAGCCGAAGUAGCGGCGUCGCCGCUGACGGGGUGCACAUCGGCGAGGGUGGUGCUAUCGGAUCCGACGUGAGGAUAUACGUGGACGACACGGAUUCGGUGAGCAGUAACGGCCACCGGCGAGACAGACUGCGCGAUGACGAGACCUUGGAUGCCUCGACCACCGUUUCCUCGACCACAACGAUGAGAAAUGGCGGCGGAGGUACUGGCAGCGGCAGCGGCAGCGGCAUCGACGGUGGCAGUGGCAGUGGCAUCGCCGCUGGAAACAGCGAUUGUAAUGGCAGCGGCAAUGGCAAUAGCAAUGACAGUGGCGGUGCUAGCACGGAGAACGGCAAGGAGACUUCGUCCUCCGUCAGCAAGCCGCUGGAUCCCUCUUAAUCGAACAAGUCGUAGUCUAGUUGUAUGUACUGCGUCAGUGAAGUCACAACGCGAGGUUGAAGGCGUGGUGGCAUCCACGCCUGAGAUACCUCCCGACGGCUGAGGGUUGCGAAGGACUCGAGAAAGGGCUCUAAGAAAGACUGUAGUGCAUGACAAUAUAGUCGUUAUACUCUAGUCACUUCGCCGCCGUGAACUUGCCAAAAAGAAAAAACAAACAAAAACGAAGCCGAGCAUUUUUCUUUUUUUUUUUUAAGUAGAAAGUUUUAAGAUCGAGUCUUAAGGGCGGAACGGAAGAGAGAUGAGAGAGAACAGGGAUGAGCGUAUAAGAAAAUCCCGUUCACGUGAAUGAUCGUCCGAACGUGGACGAUAUAAUUAGGGAAAAUUCACCAAUACGUAGCGCACAGCUAUGUAAAAUGCACACCAUGCGCGCGCGCGUAGCGCGACUUAAAAACCUAUGACAAUCUCUUAUUGCCAACGGAACCGAUCUCGUGUUCUGUUUUCUGAAGCGUCGUCGGAAGUCGAAUCAUAGGAUUUGGUAGGAAGAAGAACGGCGUAGGUCCCAUCGAAAAUUAGAAAGAGAGAAUUUCAGUAGUUCAUAGCUAGAUCUUAUGUCGAAUUACGCGACAAUCGCAAUUAAUUGGACCACACUGUCUCGCCUUUUUCUUAUUAUCUAACUCGUAAAAAAUGCGCGCGAGUCACCGUCCGGAAAAUCAAAGAUAUCUACAAUCGAUCUAUAGAAAUUCUAUUCUAGUAACUCGAGUUUGAAGCCAAUGAACAAUUGAUGGGCUAAAUUCAAUUAAUGAUUUAAAAUUCUUGCAAGACGAAAUUUACUUUUCACUAUUUCAAUCAGGCAUUGUAAUCAUGCAUUGAUUUACAGGUUUAUAUAAAUCUAAAUUUAUCGAUGCAGUAGAUAAUUUCCACAAUUAUAAGAUUAAGUGACCAACAGAAAGCGCAAAACGAAAAAGUUUCAAUAAAUAUAAAUCUGCAAAUUGAUUAUUUUUAAGA